AUGAUUUCGCCAGCACUUUAUGUAACGUCGCCGGAAGAUCACACGGUGUCAUCGGCGAGUUUGUGUAUGUCUCCUAGCGCGGAGGCCGUCCCCUCUGGACCCCCCCUCCACGCGUCCACGCCGCUCGAGAGGCGCCUGACCGACGGCCACGCGAACAGGAUCAGGACGGACCAUAACGCUAACGGGGAUCGCGACAGCGACCUCGUCAACCACAAUGUCGACUUCAUCAAUGGGAACGUGCAAGUGAACAUAGUAUCCGAAUCUACGAGUAUGGACGUUCUGAGCGGAGGCGAAAGCGACGCCGGAGACACGAUUAGUAGGCGGAACAAUAAUAGUCUGUCCUCGCGCGUGACCUUGGGCGACAUGACGUGUAAGCGCAAGGCGGGCGACGUGACGUACUACGUGGCCAAGGAGCUGCUGAUGACCGAGAGGACCUACAAGCGGGACUUGGAACUUCUUACCGUGACGUGGUCGAAGCGUGUCGGUUCUAUCGGCCGAACCGCUUCGUCGGGUCCCGAAGCUGCAGCCCUAGCGAAGGCCUGUCUCGCUUUGGAGCCCCUGGCUUUGCCCGCUGGAGCGCUUUUGGCGAGACUCGACAGGGCUUUAGCGUCGUCUUCUCGACAACAUGAUAACGAAGAACCGGAGUACCGGAGGAUAGCCGACCUACUCUUUGACUACUUAUCGAAUACGUACGACGCGUACGCUGAGUACACUGAGCAAGCGGGCACUUUGGUGGCGCUAGUGGAGAGCGCGAGGAGGCGAGGUGGCGCAGCCUCCAGGGAGGCGAGCGCCUUCGAUCACUCGUCCCCGCUGCCGCUGUCGUGUCUGCUGUUGCGCCCGUUGCACCGACUGCUACACUACUGUACCCUGACGCACGAGCUGUGGUCGGCGACGUGCGGGCAGCAGGCGCUGUCGGCGCACGAGCUGGCGAGCAAGGCCGCGAGCCUCGCGCUCACGCAGCUGCGCCACGUGGAGAACCACGCGGCGCUUUGCCAGCUGCAGAGGGACAUUGUCGGUUACGACAAAUUGCUGGUCGCGGAGCGCGAAUUCGUCCGUUUGGGUUGCGUUUACAAACAUUCUUCGAAAGGACUCCAGCAACGGAUGCUGUUCCUGUUUAGUGACUUACUGCUUAUAACUUCGAAGUCGUCGAGAGGUCAAUUUCGCGCGCACAGCGUGCUCCCGUUGCACCGAUUGAGGCUCGAUGCUAGCGAAUUGCCUCACUCCAUAACCAUUCUAGAUGACGAUUCUUCCGUGUUGAUAAGCACGAGCAACGACGUGGAGUUCGCCGGGUGGUGGGAGUCUCUGUCGGACAGCAUAGAGGCGGCACAAGAGUCGCACGCGCAGGUCGACACGAACCUCACUCAUAUCGACAACGAUGCAGAUAACACGGACGUCAGCACAAAUGCCUCAACGUCGAACGCCCUCAGCUACGUCUGCUGGCACCGAGCCACUUCGCUAACCCGCGACCACCUGCAUCUGGCGUUAAGGAGCCAGCUUUCGGGGUAUCUGCUGCGCAAGUUUAAAAACUCACACGGCUGGCAGAAGUUGUGGGUUGUCUUCGCGCUGUAUACGCUCUUCUUCUACAAAAGUUGGCAAGACGACACGCCGCUCGCUUCGCUGCCGCUUUUGGGUUACAGUGUCAGCGCGCCCUCUCCCAGCGACGGCAUCGAGAAGGAUUUCGUCUUCAAACUGCAAUACAGGAGCCACGUCUACUUCUUCAGAGCUGACAGUCUCUUUACUUAUAAUAGGUGGGUUGAAAUUCUGCAAACGCCAAUGUUGCAAUCUCGUCACAAUUGA
Molecule: messenger RNA, 1797 nt
Organism: Leptosia nina
Lineage: Eukaryota; Metazoa; Arthropoda; Insecta; Lepidoptera; Pieridae
Source: the annotation of a GenBank genome assembly